Messenger RNA from Xiphias gladius (swordfish), 2401 nucleotides. It is a transcript of the gene prkcha, whose product is annotated as protein kinase C, eta, a. The record is from RefSeq and is a predicted model, not a curated record. The transcript has 15 exons. NCBI's taxonomy places the organism in Eukaryota, Metazoa, Chordata, Actinopteri, Istiophoriformes, Xiphiidae. Bases 273 to 2369 code for a protein of 698 amino acids. Gene Ontology annotation, molecular function: diacylglycerol-dependent serine/threonine kinase activity; ATP binding. Gene Ontology annotation, biological process: protein phosphorylation.
ACCAUGUGACACACCAAACCUACAGUGACAGAUUGAGAGGUUGUGUCCUGUGACUGUGUGUUUGUGCUCUGUGACAAGUUAUGCGGAACUUUACCACCACCUCCUCCUCCUCCUCCUCCGCCGCCGCAUGUCGGUGUUGUGACUUCCUAUUUACUGAAACUUCUUGACACAGGUUGACAAAGAGACCGCACGUCGCGUUAGUUUAGGGCUGACAGUAAAUGUCUGCGCUGCGAGGCGGGAGGCCAGCAGGUACAAGUUUCGAGUGAGGAUCAAUGCAAAAGUGCACACGAGUUGACGCCAGAUCAAAAAAAAAAAUGAAGUUUAACGGUUAUCUGAAGCUCCGGAUCGGUGAGGCGGUGGACCUGAAACCGACCACCUUCUCCCUCCGCCACGCUGUCAUCUUCAACAAAGCGGCCCCGACGCUGGACCCCUACAUCGUGGUGAAGGUGGACGACUACAAGAUCGGACAGACUCACACCAAGCAGAAAACCAACGCGCCGACGUACAACGAGGAGUUCUGCCUCAACGUGAACGACGGGAAACGGAUCGAGCUGGCGGUUUUCCACGACACUCCCAUCGGAUACGAUGACUUUGUGGCCAACUGCAACAUUCAGUUUGAGGACCUCAUGAAAACCUCCAACACAGGGGAGAUUUUCGAGGGAUGGAUGGACUUGGAGCCAGAGGGCAAGGUCUACGUCCUUAUUACACUCACUGGAUCUUUCACUGAUGACGAUGCCAUAGUGAAAGGGAAGUCUUACAAGCAGUUUACAAGGAAGCGGCAGGGGGCCGUGAGGCGGAGGAUCCACCAGGUCAACGGACACAAGUUCAUGUCCACUUUCCUCCGCCAGCCGACCUUCUGUUUUCACUGCAAAGAGUUCAUCUGGGGUGUUUUUGGAAAGCAGGGUUACCAGUGCCAAGUGUGUGCCUGUGUGGUUCACAAACGAUGCCACCAGCAGGUCGUCACAGUGUGUCCACGCAUGAAGAAGCCAGCAAAAGAAGAGCCCAUAAACCAAGGCUUUAGUAUCAACGUCCCUCACAAGUUCAACAUCCACAACUACAAGUCGCCCACUUUCUGUGACCACUGUGGCUCACUGCUGUGGGGAAUAGUCAGGCAAGGGCUGCACUGUAAAAUCUGUAAAAUGAAUGUUCACAUCCGCUGCAAAGGCAAUGUAGCACCAAACUGUGGCGUCAACAGUGUGGAACUGGCCAGUAAGCUUGCAGAGAUGGGUCUGCAGGCCGGAGGAAUUGCUAAACGCAACUCACUGGUCAAAGGUGCAGGUCAGAUGCAGCUGCCCUCUGAAAGGAGGGAGAGUAAAAAAACUCAGCAGCAGACCCCUUGGCUGGGCAUUUCAGAAUUCACGUUCCUUCAAGUGCUUGGCAAGGGCAGCUUUGGCAAGGUGAUGCUGGUGAGACUUAACAGCAAAGACCAGGUUUUUGCUGUGAAGGUGUUGAAAAAGGACAUAAUUUUGCAGGAUGAUGAUGUGGAGUGUACCAUGACAGAAAAGAGGGUGCUGUCACUGGCUCGCUGUCACCCCUACCUCACACAGUUGUACUGCUGCUUCCAGACACCGGACCGUCUCUUCUUUGUGAUGGAAUUCGUGAAUGGUGGUGAUCUUAUGUUUCACAUCCAGAAGUCCCGGAAGUUUGAAGAGCCUAGGGCACGUUUCUACACGGCAGAGAUCACCUCCGCUCUCAUGUUCCUGCACAGCAGAGGCAUAAUCUACAGGGACCUAAAAUUGGACAACGUUCUUCUUGACAAAGAAGGACACUGUAAACUGGCAGAUUUUGGCAUGUGCAAAGAAGGCAUAUUCGAAGGUGUGGCCACAGGAACUUUCUGUGGGACCCCGGAUUACAUUGCCCCCGAGAUCCUCCAGGAGAUGCUGUAUGGCCCCUCUGUUGAUUGGUGGGCUCUCGGGGUGCUACUCUAUGAGAUGCUGUCAGGACACGCCCCCUUUGAGGCUGAAAAUGAAGAUGACCUCUUUGAAUCCAUCCUAAAUGAAGAAAUUGUUUAUGCAUCUUGGCUUAGCACAGAAGCAGUGAACAUACUCAAAGCUUUCUUGACCAAAAACCCAGCCCGGCGUCUGGGUUGUGUGGCCUCAGAGGGGGGAGAGAGUGCUGUGACCAGCCAUGCGUUCUUCGCUGACAUCGAUUGGGAGAAGCUGAAUAAUAGAGAAAUAGAGCCACCUUUCAGGCCCAGGAUCAAAACACCAGAGGACGUCAACAACUUUGACCCAGAUUUUACUCAGGAAGAACCCACACUCACGCCCAUCGAUCACCCUCCGAUACCUUCCAUCAACCAAGAGGAGUUUCGUGACUUCUCCUUCACCUCACCUGAGCUACUGGAGAGCCUCAGAAAGACUCCACAUUGAUCCACCAGUCAUCGUGCACUUGUCUCACUCUU